Messenger RNA from Procambarus clarkii (red swamp crayfish), 1453 nucleotides. The record is from RefSeq and is a predicted model, not a curated record. NCBI's taxonomy places the organism in Eukaryota, Metazoa, Arthropoda, Malacostraca, Decapoda, Cambaridae.
UAUAUAUAUAUAUAUAUACACACACGCUAUCAUGACCAAUAUAUCUUAGCAAGAUAAUGAAAGGUUGUUAUCACAUACACAUUGUAACCUUUUCUGGAUAGUUAGUCAUCAAUUCUUUCAAUUCUCGUCUGAGGUCACGUUCUCUGUAUGUAAAUGCACAAUAUACCUGGAAAUAUUAACCCAGGGUAUUACACUCUUGUUAUGACAUGAUCCUUCUUACAAUAGUCAGUAGUGUUCAUUAUUGUGUACCCCGUGACAAGGGGGUCAAUACUGGUGGUGUGGCCAGGCUUGUGUUGGCCACAUGCUGGUGGUGUGGCCAGGUAUGUGUUGGCCACAUGCUGGUAUUGUGGCCAGGUAUGUGUUGGCCACAUGCUGGUGGUGUGGCCAGGUAUGUGUUGGCCACAUGCUGGUGGUGUGGCCAGGUAUGUGUUGGCCACAUGCUGGUGGUGUGGCCAGGUAUGUGUUGGCCACAUGCUGGUAUUGUGGCCAGGUAUGUGUUGGCCACAUGCUGGUGUUGUGGCCAGGCUUGUGUUGGCCACAUGCUGGUGGUGUGGCCAGGUAUGUGUUGGCCACAUGCUGGUGGUGUGGCCAGGUAUGUGUUGGCCACAUGCUGGUGGUGUGGCCAGGUAUGUGUUGGCCACAUGCUGGUGGUGUGGCCAGGUAUGUGUUGGCCACAUGCUGGUAUUGUGGCCAGGUAUGUGUUGACCACAUGCUGGUAUUGUGGCCAGGUAUGUGUUGGCCACAUGCUGGUGGUGUGGCCAGGCUUGUGUUGGCCACAUGCUGGUAUUGUGGCCAGGUAUGUGUUGGCCACAUGCUGGUGGUGUGGCCAGGUAUGUGUUGGCCACAUGCUGGUGGUGUGGCCAGGUAUGUGUUGGCCACAUGCUGGUGGUGUGGCCAGGCUUGUGUUGGCCACAUGCUGGUGGUGUGGCCAGGUAUGUGUUGGCCACAUGCUGGUGGUGUGGCCAGGUAUGUGUUGGCCACAUGCUGGUGUUGUGGCCAGGUAUGUGUUGGCCACAUGCUGGUAUUGUGGCCAGGUAUGUGUUGACCACAUGCUGGUAUUGUGGCCAGGUAUGUGUUGGCCACAUGCUGGUAUUGUGGCCAGGUAUGUGUUGGCCACAUCACUCAUGCAUCAGGAUAGUGGCUAUGUCUGGUGAUGGACUUUAAGGCCAAUUAACCUUUUGGUGGUUAUUAAGGCCACCAAUGGCCCCUGGUCUACCAUGUAGAGUACUUUUGUUCUUAACAUUAUGCAGGAUGAAAGUAAACUGUGAGUAUACCCAGAGGAGCUGAGUAUACAUCUCGCUGUGUGUGAGUAUCCGUGAUUAAAGUUGUUCGUAGCCAGACAUAACAUGUUUUAAUAGCCACCGAGUAUAUGUAAUUGUUGAUCUUUAUACAACAAAUGUUUUUAAAAUGUGUGUUGCAAUUGCAGACUGGAUAUGGUUGUUAUAUAUAUAUA